AUACAUAACUUGAAAAAAAAAAAAACAACAAUGGCGUUUGUCAUCAAGCCAGUAAAAUAGACACUUUAUUUACCGGGUUUUAUUAUUGUUUAUGUAAACAAUCCCAAUGGAAAAUUAAAACUCCAAAGUAAUGAAAAAAAUAAUUGUAAAAAAUUAAAGUUAAUUUAACAAUAAAAUAAUAAUUUUAGUUUAUUAUUUCCAAAUUAUUAUCAUAAAGUUUUGAUAUAUAAUUUAAUGACAUAUUUUUAUUAAGUGUCAAAAUGGUAUCACUCGUAAAAAUUGCAUUUUCCAUUAUAUUUUUUGCAUUUUUUGCAAGCUCUGCAGCAUCCAGGGUAAUUGAAUUGAGUGACAGAUUUUUGGAUAUUCACAAAGAAGGACAAUGGCUUGUUAUGAUGUAUGCACCAUGGUGUGCUCAUUGUAAAAGAUUGGAACCAGUUUGGGCUCAUGUAGCACAAUAUUUGUACUCAUCAUCAGUACGUGUUGGACGUAUUGAUUGUACAAGAUUUACAAAUGUUGCUCAUACAUUUAAAAUACGUGGUUUUCCAACAAUAUUAUUUUUAAAAGGUGAUCAACAAUUUAUAUAUGAUGGUGAUCGUACUAAAGAUGAACUUGUUAAAUUUGCCAUGAGAUUAAGUGGUCCAACUGUACAAGAAAUAACAAGAACUCAAAGUUUCGAUACAAUUAAAAAUGAUCGUGAUCUUUAUUUUCUAUAUGUCGGUGAUAAAAUUGGUCAUUUAUGGGAUAUAUAUUAUAAAACAGCUGAUAAAUAUCAACAACAUGCAUUUUUUUAUCAAUCACAUCAAGAUGUUGUUGAUAAUCAUGCACCAGUUAUAAAAGUACCAACAAUAUUUGUUUACAAAGAAAAUUUACAUUAUAAUUUUUCUAUAAAUGAUGAUAAUGAUUAUGAUAAAAUAAAUGAUACAAUGCAAAAAUGGAUAAAUUCAGAAAGAUUUCCAACAUUUCCAAAAGUUACAAGAGGUAAUAUUAAUCAAUUAUUUUUAACAAAUAAAAAUCUUGUAUUAGCUGUUGUUGAAGAAAAUGCUGUUGAAGAUAUUUCACAAGAUAUGAUUGAAUUUCGUGAUAUGGUUGAAUCAGUUAUUAAAAAUAAAAGACAUAAGUAUCAUGAUUAUUUUCAAUUUGGAUGGAUUUCGAAUACUGAGUUAGUUAAUAGUAUUGCUAUGAUGGAAAUGACAAAGCCAAGUCUAUUAGUUAUUAACACAAGUACAAGUCAUCAUCAUAUACCUGAUGAUGAACCAAGUAAAUUAACACCACAAGCUAUUGAAUUAUUUUUGGAGCAUAUUCAAAAUGAUACUGCAACGAGAUAUGGAGGAAACAACGUUGUCGUAAGAUUUUAUAGAUGGUGGUUUGAAACUAAAAUGACACUUGCAUCAAUGUGGAAAGGAAAUCCAAUAUUGACAAUGUUACUUUUUGGACUUCCAGCAUUAUUUUUGUCACUUAUAUUUUAUGGUAUAUGUUGUCCAGAUAUAUUGGAUGCUGGUGAUGAUGAUGAAGAAGAAGAAGACGAGUCCAAUGACAGCAGUCAUAUGAAAAAGGACUAAAAAAAAAAACAAGCCAACAGCUAUAAACUGUAUUUUUUAAAUUAGAAAAUAUACCUCAUAGAUAUGAACUGCCCAAAACUCAAACUAAUCAACGAGUAAUGAUGAAAAAAUUUAUGGGUCAACACUUUUAGUUUGUACAGCUCAACAAGAAUAUAAAAACCAAAGAAAUGAGAUUUUUAAAAAUCAGACAAUACUAGGGAGUCGAUGAAUGAAUCAUUUUCAUUAUUUAAAUAAUUUUUUUUUUUUUUUUAUUAAAAUUCAUUUGGUUCUUGUUGAUUGUAUGUGUGUGUGUGUGUGAUUGUAAUUUAUUUAUUUGUUUUUUUUAAUUACAAAAUCAUGGUGCAUUCCAGAUCUAAGUCAUGGAUUUAAAAUUAUGAUAAAUUGUUGGACUAAUUUUCAGCAUUGAUAAAUCAAUUGUUAUUAUUUAUUUAUUUUUUCUUUGAAGAUUGAGUUAAUCAAU
Aphidius gifuensis is the source of this 2019-nucleotide messenger RNA. RefSeq names its product protein disulfide-isomerase TMX3 (gene Tmx3). Gene Ontology annotation, biological process: peptidyl-cysteine oxidation. Gene Ontology annotation, molecular function: protein disulfide isomerase activity. The transcript has 5 exons. The coding region runs from base 261 to 1559 and encodes 432 amino acids. The record is from RefSeq and is a predicted model, not a curated record. Gene Ontology annotation, cellular component: endoplasmic reticulum. Lineage: Eukaryota; Metazoa; Arthropoda; Insecta; Hymenoptera; Braconidae.